AUGGUCUACGAUGAGCGCGGCAACUUCGUGGGCGACCUCCAUUGGCAGCGAGAAGAGGACUUCGAUGAAGGCGAAGAAGUCCAGCUGGAGCGCGGCGGUGUCAUUGUACAAGUAAUGGAAUGUGUUGGUCGCCAGGAGCAAGACUUGUCCGAGUUGCUGGACAAGAGGGCGAAAGAAAAGGAACAACGUCAAGCACGAGUAAUCAUGCGCCCAUCCCCGGCCACAGCAUCACCAAACACCCCCCUAGCUGCACCCCGUGCGCAAGACCACUUCCAGACCCGACACCGGCCUCUAAACCACCUCUUGGGGACUCCAACAGGCCACCACGGUCGCGCCUCUGUUCCGAACGAGUCUCCCUUCGAACUACGGCAGAAGGCCAACGACAAUCCGAACGACCGCACCGAGUCACGUCCGUUGAAGAGGAGGAAACGAGACAUCACGCCGCCGAGCAAGGUGGGCUACGCCCAAAGCUUGUUUGGUGCUACCCUGUCCUUGUCCGCUGUUCCCGUUAGCUCGGUCCCUCCACGACAACCAGCCAAUUCUGCGCAUCGCCCACAAUCAGUCACCUCGUCCCAAGAAGAAGUCGGGCAGAAUUCGCGGCAUGUGCGAGACGACCGGGGACUCUCCCGUGGGACUGCCUCGCGUGCCAGUCCUUCCACGGCAAAAGAGGUGGUGCCUCUGUCCAGAACACUAUUCGAAGCCAAUCGGAGCACCGCAGACGAGGAUAACGAGACGUUCAAGGCCACAUCAAGGAAUUCAAGCCGCUCUGGUCCCGUAGACGCGAUUCAGAAUUGUCGCCAGAGCACUCCCCUACAACCGACAAAUACCAACAACCGACUCUUAACCUCCUCCAACGACGGCAAGCCUUUGGCGGUCUCGAACAGACAAAAAGUGGACUCUUCGGGAUCUGGAAGAGCGGUAACCACACAAAAUCCACGGCCGACAGUCGUGACAAACCGAACCGAUACCGUGAGCAACGGCCACGCGGCAGUUGACCCAGAAUCAGGGGAUUCGCGCUCGCAAGCGAUUGUCCUGAAUGAGGACCCGGAGUCCGGGACGGUUACCGGAGCUCAGCCCUAUCAACACCAGGAAGAGCGAAACAAGGCGACUAAAACGCGGCGUGGCGCUCCAAGCAAUGCAACGAAGCCCUCAAAGCGUAACAAAUCGUUACAGUCGACGACUCAACUCCAGGCCGAGGAAUUGACGGCCGUGGUGGCGCAAGGUGCCGUAGAUGAGCCGCAAGACGAAGAAAGAACAGAGCUGCGGCUCAAGCCCAGGCAGAAACGUGGCCUCCUGCUGCUUUCAGAAAAGAGGAACCGGCCGAAGCGAAACAAGCGACAGGAUGCACUUGCCAGCGGACCAAGUUCUACCGGCAAAUCUCUAGAGCCGCCCAUCGUCUCAACCGCUACUAAGCCGAGCCUCGCAACCGGCCUUGAAACAAUUGAUGUUGUCUCAAUGGCACAGCGGGACGAACUUUUUGGGCCAUCGCCUGUUGCCCCUGAGAUCUUCACACCGGAACCUCAUCCACAACGAGCGCUCUCUCAAGGACCCCAAGAUGUUCCAGUUGGAGAUGACAUUGGGUGUGAAAUCACGUAUCCGACACCAUGUACCGCAGCUGCCAGCUCGAUUGCGCCAGCCGCGAAAUCGGUGGAUCAACCGGAGUUGGAUCAAUUGGAGCCCUCAAAACCAGACCACAAUAGCACAACCAGUAUGCAUGGCGAAACUACGAACCUGUCUCAUUCCCCGCGAAGAAGGAGGGUAGCUUCAAGGGGCAAAGACGGUGCACAUGCGUAUAACGAAUCAAACCGACCGUCAAGUUUGGAUCCUGAAGAACCCCCAACGGAUCUUGCUAUCGAGCCCACAAUCUCAAGACCCCGACGCCAGACGCGCAAGGCCAACCUGGAUGAACAGGAUUUGGGCCGCUCCAAAAAGAAAGCACGAAAAGAAGACCCAGCGGGCAGUGACGGGGAAGAGAUGCCUCGGCCACGGGUCAAACCGCGCCUCGCCAAGCUGAGCAGGAAGAGUAUCAGGAGCAGAGAGGUCUUCGGGUUUGUGCCCUCCAGCCCUCCCGUCUUCAACGUAGCGAAUACAGGCCUUACAACCGUGAGUGUUGGGGGUUUCCAUUCUACGGCAAAUGGUUCAACAGGAGGCAACGGUCUUGUGGAUCCCGCGAGGGAAGCGUUUCCAGUGCCGGACGGGGCGCCAUCCUCCCUAGGAGAGGUCCCCGAGGCCCAAACGACUUUACCACAAAAGGUCAUAUCUAGAGUCCUUUCACCUCCUCUCCCUCGUCACGACACGAUCCCUGGUACUGGGUCGCACGAGAGGGUCGUCGAGAACAAAAACACAAAUCUGGACGUCCGUGGCCUUGAUUCCAGCAGCAGCACACCCGAAAAGGAAGUUGUUUUGUCCACGACAACGCUCCAGGAGGCCAACCAGGAGCAACAGCCUGUGCUGCCUGGUAGUAUUGCCCUGCGGUCACAGUUACACGAAACCGUUCUCAGUCUUCCAGAACAGCCUGAACGGCCAAUGGACGACAUCUCUGAUGUCGGAAUUGGCCCCGGUGUAACCAGAGGCGCCACCGAGCAGCUUGUAGACGCGCCAGCAGUCGGGCCUACUCGACGCAGGAUCACGAACCCCGCAACUCGGGGUCGUAAGGCUGCAUUGAAGUCGGACGCUGCGGGCCAAGUUCCUCAGUCAAUCGUGCCCGUGGAACCCAUUCCUGCACGGCGGCCACCCGCGGCAGCGCAACCGGAAGCUGCCACGGGCGAGCGCCCAAAGAGAAAGAUGAGGUUUCCCGGCUUCGCAUCGGUAAAGGGUGGCGGCCCCUGGAGUAGGGAAGCACACGACCUGCUGGAGAAUGGUCGCCCUGGCUGA
Messenger RNA from Chaetomium fimeti, 2874 nucleotides. RefSeq lists its product as uncharacterized. NCBI's taxonomy places the organism in Eukaryota, Fungi, Ascomycota, Sordariomycetes, Sordariales, Chaetomiaceae. Bases 1 to 2874 code for a protein of 957 amino acids. The record is from RefSeq and is a predicted model, not a curated record. The transcript has 2 exons.